AUGGCCUGGCUUUCCUUAGGAUCCAAAACUUCUCAGAAUACAGAGAUUAAGUCUCCUCAGAUUGAACAACGUUCUCAUCAUCAAAUGGGUAUAGUACAGAACAAUGAAUCAGACAUUGCUCAUACUUUGAAUCAAAUCGCGGCUGAGGGAGAGGCGAAAGUCAAAGAAAUGACUACUGAGACGUUGAACUCCACCAAUGCUGCAGUCAGUGACUUUGUUCACAAAAGAGAAGGAAACAUGUUUAUCAUAGAUGGUGAGAAGUACUCCAAGGAGAGCAUUAUCUGCACGAACGAUGGCCAAGGUAACAAAACGUGCUUGAAAUUGAAAUAUAACCUGGUUGAGUUGUUCAAGCAAAUGCAGAAGCUUGAGUACUUCUGUUCUUUGCCUAAUGACAUCAAUGCAACUUAUUUUGAGUGCAGAAAAAUCACUUAA
Messenger RNA from Metschnikowia bicuspidata var. bicuspidata NRRL YB-4993, 432 nucleotides. RefSeq lists its product as uncharacterized. The transcript has a single exon. Lineage: Eukaryota; Fungi; Ascomycota; Pichiomycetes; Serinales; Metschnikowiaceae. The record is from RefSeq and is a predicted model, not a curated record. Bases 1 to 432 code for a protein of 143 amino acids.